UCCCCCAGAAGAUGGAUGGUGUUUGACUUUGACAUAUAUCACUCUGCAAAAUCUCUCUUUAUAACUCAAACACUCUUUUCAAUUCAUCCAAUAAUACCAUAUAUACACUAAUUACUAAAUGCCAACUUCCAUCUCUGCUCUCUCCGCCGCUUCCAUGGCCGCCGCCGAUGCACUUUCCGACCAGCAGAUUAACGAAUUCCGGGAAGCCUUCUGUCUCAUCGACAAGGAUUCUGAUGGUGUGAUUAGCAUGGAGGAGCUUGGGACUGUGCUGCAGUCAUUGCAUGAGCAUCCAACAAUGGAGGAGAUUCAAGAAAUGGUGAACCAGGUUGAUGAUGAUGGUGAUGGGACCUUGAAUUUUCAAGAGUUUCUAAAUAUUAUGGCCAGAAAGCUCAAGGAAGAUGUAGCAGAAGAGCUAAAAGAAGCAUUCAAAGUAUUCGAUCGAGACCAGGAUGGAUUCAUAUCAGCCAUAGAGUUAAGAAAUGUGAUGAUGAAUUUGGGAGAAAGGUUGACUGAUGAGGAAGCAGAGCAGAUGAUUAGAGAGGCAGAUGUAGAUGAAGAUGGUCUUGUUAGCUAUGAGGAAUUUGUUGGGAUGAUGAUGAAAUCCCUCCCUACCUCUUAACUAUAUAUAAGGAAUAUAAUAUAAUAUCAAUACACUUAUUAUUGUAGUUUGAAUAAUUAGGAAAACAAUUCAAUUUUCACUAGAAUAUUUUUUUAAGGUGUUUAAACUUCUUUUAUUGAGAUGUGAUUGUAAUUGAUCUAUUGUUAUUGAUACAUAAUGACAAAAUAAUUUUAUUAGUGUA
Messenger RNA from Ipomoea nil (Japanese morning glory), 800 nucleotides. Its product is annotated as calmodulin-like. Bases 119 to 619 code for a protein of 166 amino acids. The transcript has 4 exons. Gene Ontology annotation, molecular function: enzyme regulator activity; calcium ion binding. The record is from RefSeq and is a predicted model, not a curated record. NCBI's taxonomy places the organism in Eukaryota, Viridiplantae, Streptophyta, Magnoliopsida, Solanales, Convolvulaceae.